This is a messenger RNA of Prunus armeniaca (apricot), 1341 nucleotides long. The record is from the annotation of a GenBank genome assembly. Lineage: Eukaryota; Viridiplantae; Streptophyta; Magnoliopsida; Rosales; Rosaceae.
AUGAGCUACUGCACACUGGGACCUGAAAAUGUCAUGAGGCCCAUAAAUGUGCUGAAAGAGGAAGCUGCACGAAUUGCAGAAAAUGUUACUCUUAGCCAGAGUGAGAAAAACAAGAUAAAUGCUGCUAUAUAUUCAGCUAUGAUGGCUCCUAUUGUUGUGGCCUUGGAACGUCGUCUAGCUUCUACAUCUCGGAAACCUGAAACACCUCACGAAGUGCAUCUGAAAUUCAAAAUGGCUGGAUCUGGAAGCUCAGAGGCUAGAAUCCCAAUUUUCUCUGGUGAAAACUAUGAGUUUUGGAGGAUUAAGAUGGUGACCAUAUUCAAAUCAUAUGGUAUGGAGUUUGGUAGAGAAGGGGUUUUCAAUCUCGGAUUCAAAGAAGAAAAAGUUGCGAUUCUCAUGAAGGAUGCGAAAGCGUUGGGUAUCAUCCAAAAUGCCGUUUCUGAUCAGAUUUUUCCACGAAUUGCAAAUGCAGAUUCUGCGAAGAUGGCUUGGGAAUUGCUAUAUGCUGAAUACCAUGGUGGAGAUCAUGUUAGAUCGGUUCAGAAGGUUCUAAUUAGUCUUAGUAAGAAGUAUGAUCCUAUAUGCCUUGUGAUUGAAAACACAAAGACACUAGAAAUUGUGGAGUUGCAGGAAGUGAUUGCCAUUUUGAAGAGUCAAGAGCAGAGGCUUGAAAUGCAUAGUGUUGAUACAGUUGAGAAGGCAUUUGCCUCAUUCACUGUGAAUUCCAAAGGUCAGAAUAAAAAUUAUUCUCAGUCUGGUUCAUCUAAGUCACAGAGAAACUGGAAUUCUAAAGGGAAGUCAUGGGAGUCAAAAGACAAGUCACAGCAUAACAAUUAUUCUGCACAGAAUCACACCUCAACACAAUUCUCAAACCAGGAAAAUACAAAGCCUCAAUGCAAGGUGUGUUCAAAGCAUCAUUUUGGUGAGUGCAGAUACAAGGGAAAACCAAAAUGCUAUAACUGUGACAGAUUUGGACAUCUUGCUAGAGACUGUACUGUGAACAAGAAUGUGCAGAAGGCUAAUUGUGUAAAUCAAAUGGAGGUGACAGGGAACUUGUUUUAUGCAAAUUGCACAACCACUGAGAUCAAAACCAAUGGAGAAUGGUAUGUUGAUAGUGGAUGUAGCAACCAAAUGACAGGAAACUUAGAGUUGUUGGUUGACGUGAGAACUAAUGUGGUUGGGAAAGUACAAAUGCCAACUGGUGCACUUGUGAAUGUAGCUGGUAUUGGUCCACUGAUGAUUGAUACAGCAAAGGGCAGAAAAUACAUAAGAGAAGUAAUGUAUGUGCUAGGAUUGAAAGAAAAUCUGCUAAGUGUUGGGCAAAUGGAUGAGCAUGGAUGA